This is a messenger RNA of Microtus oregoni (creeping vole), 4669 nucleotides long. It is a transcript of the gene Nlrc4, whose product is annotated as NLR family CARD domain containing 4. NCBI's taxonomy places the organism in Eukaryota, Metazoa, Chordata, Mammalia, Rodentia, Cricetidae. The record is from RefSeq and is a predicted model, not a curated record. Bases 307 to 3381 code for a protein of 1024 amino acids. The transcript is spliced from 9 exons. Gene Ontology annotation, biological process: regulation of apoptotic process; detection of bacterium; defense response to bacterium.
ACCACCCUUACUAUGCUGUUUCAGAAAGGAAAAACCCAUCAGGCACUUCCUCUUCUGUACUCUCGCUGAACAAAGACGUUUGGAUCAACAGGAACAGCCUUGCUGUCAAACUAAAAGGAGAGAGAGAGAAACUUACUUUUAAAAUGACUUUCCUUCAUCCUUCAAGAGGAAGGCAACUGGACUGCUUGACCAGUUUCUUAGGAUGAACACCGGCUUCACAGGAAGGAGACAUCUUUGGCAUUCCCAUUUGGAAAAAAAAAAAAUCUACUGAGAUCUAGAAAAGUUGGAGCACUUUGACUGAGAACAAUGAACUUCAUAAAGGAGAACAGUCAAUCCCUCAUUCAGAGGAUGAACAUCAUAGUUACCAAGCAAAUCUCAGACGAUCUGUUUGCACGAAGUGUUCUCAACUAUGAAGAAGCCGCCAAUAUCUGCUGUAAGAAGGUAGAUCAGGACGCUGCACGAGAAAUCAUUCAUAUGAUUCUGAAGAAGGGCUCAGAGGCCUGCAGCCUCUUUCUUAAGUAUCUUGAGAAGUGGGACUCUACUAUGUAUCAGGACUUAACUGGACAAAGUAUUUUUCAUCAGAACACAGAUGAAGACUUGGAUGUCCUGGCUCAGAAUUUAAAAUACUUAUAUGACAGCCCCGCCUUUCUGAACUUCUACCCCCUGGGUCAAGAUAUCGACAUCAUUUUUAAUCUGAAGCGCACCUUCACGGAACCUGUCCUGUGGAGGAAGGACCAUCGUCAUCACCGUGUGGAGCAGCUAACCCUGGGCAGUCUUUUGGGGGCUCUCCAGAGCCCCUGCCUCAUUGAAGGGGAGUCUGGCAAAGGGAAGUCCACCCUGCUACAGAGAAUUGCCAUGCUCUGGGCCUCUGGGGAGUGCAAAGCUCUGAACAGGUUCAAAUUGGUCUUCUUUGUCCGCCUGAGCAGCACAGGCUGUGGACUGUUUGAAACAGUGUGUGAUCAGCUCCUAACUGUACCCGACUCCAUUAGCAAGUCAGGGUUCAUGGCUAUGCUGGUGAAACUUCAGCAGAAAGUCCUCUUUCUCCUCGAUGGUUACAACGAAUUCCAGGCCCCAAACUGCCAGGAAAUCGAAGACCUGAUAAAGCAAAACCAUCGUUUCAAGAACAUGGUCAUUGUCACUACCACCACCGAGUGCCUGAGACAUAUCAGACAUGUUGGCGCCUUGACUGCCGAGGUUGGGGAUAUGACAGAAGACAGUGCCCAAGUUCUCAUCCAAGAAGUACUGAUAAAGGAGCUGGCUGAUGGUCUGUUAUCCCAGAUCCAGGUGUCCAAGUGCUUGAGAAAUCUGAUGAAGACCCCUCUCUUUGUGGUAAUCACCUGUGCAAUCCAGAUGGGCAGGAAGGAAUUCAAAGAUUACACACAAACCACGCUGUUCCAGACCUUCUACGACCUCCUGAUAAAGAAAAACAAGCAUAAACACAGAGGUGGGGCUGAGAGUGAUUUUGUCAGGAGCCUAGACUGCUGUGGAGACCUGGCCCUGGAGGGCGUGUUCUCCCACAGGUUUGCCUUUGAGCCUGAGGAUCUGUCCAGCAUGAACGAGGAUGUCCUGGUGGCCACUGGGCUCCUCUGUAAGUACACAGCUCAGAGGCUGACAGCCAAGUAUAAAUUCUUUCAUAAAUCAUUCCAAGAGUACACAGCAGGACGCAGACUUAGCAGCUUGUUGAUUUCCAGAGAACCGGCCGAGGUGAGCAAGGGGAAUGAGUAUCUGAAGAGAAUGGUUUCCAUCUCCGACAUCACAUCCCUGUACGGCAAUCUGCUCCUCUACACGUGUGGCUCGUCCACAGAAGCCACCAGGGCUGUCUUGAGGCACCUUGCAUUGGUGGCUGAGCACGGCAGCUUACAAGGGCUUUCUGUCACCAGGAGGCCUCUCUGGAAGCAGGAAUCUCUACAGAGCAUGAGAGACACCACUGAGCAAGAUCAUCUGAAAGCCAAGAAUGUAAAUUCUUUUGUGGAGUGUGGCAUCAAUUUAUUCUCUGAGAGCAUAUCUAAAUCAGCGCUGAGCCAAGAAUUUGAAGCUUUCUUUACCGGUAAAAGUUUAUUCAUCGACUCAGAGAACAUUCCUGAUUACUUAUUUGACUUCUUUGAACAAUUACCUAAUUGUGUAAGCGCACUGGACUUCGUGAAGCUGGAUUUCUAUGGAAGGGCUACCGCUUCCCAGGACAAGGCUGUCGAGAACAACCCUGGAGUCCACAUAGAAGGCCCCUCAGAAACCUACAUUCCCAGCAGGGCUGUGUCUUUGUUCUUCAACUGGAAGCAGGAAUUCAAGACUCUAGAGGUCACUCUCCGGGAUAUCAGCAAGUUGGAUAAACAAGACAUCAAACAUCUGGGGAAGAUAUUCAGCUCCGCCACCAACCUUCGGUUGUACAUCAAGAGAUGUGCGGCUGUGGCUGGAAGUCUCAGCUCUGUCCUCCGGACUUGUAAGAACAUCUAUUCCCUCGCUGUGGAAGCCAGUCCCCUCACCAUAGAUGAUGAGCAACACAUCACGUCUGUGACAAACCUCCAGAACCUGAGCAUCCACAGCUUGCAGACUCAGGGGCUGCCAGGUGGUCUGACUGACAGCUUGGGUAAUCUGAAGAACCUUGUGAAGCUCGUCCUGGACAACAUUGGGAUGAAGGAGGAAGAUGCUAAAAACCUAGCCAAAGGCCUGGGAAACCUGAAGAAGAUGAGCUUAUUUCAUCUGACUCAUUUGUCUGAUAUCGGGGAGGGGAUGGAUUUCAUAAUUGAGUCUCUGUCGGGAGAACCCUGUGACCUGCAAGAGAUGAAGUUGGUGGCCUGCUGUCUGACGGCGAAUUCUGUGAAAACCCUAGCACAGAAUCUUCACAAUUUGGUCAAACUGAACGUUCUCGAUAUAUCAGAAAACUAUCUGGGAAAGGAUGGAAAUGAAGCUGUACAGGAACUGAUUGGCAGGCUCAGCAUUCUGGAACAGCUAACCACACUGAUGCUGCCGUGGUGUACGGAUGUGCUCAUCACCCUGCCCAGCCUGUUGAAGCAGCUGGAGGUGGUCCCAGGGCUCCUCAAGCUUGGACUGAGAAACUGGAGACUCGGGGAUACAGAGAUCAGAAGUAUAGGUGACUUUCUGGAGAUGAAUCCUCUGAGAAACCUGCAGCAGCUGGAUUUAGCGGGAAACCGUGUGAGCAGUGAUGGAUGGCUUUCCUUCAUGAACGCAUUUGAGAACUUUAGACAAUUAGUAUUUUUUGACUUUAGUACUGAAGAAUUUUUACCAGAUGCUUCAUUGGUGAGAAAACUUAGUCAAGUAUUAUCAAAGUUACCUGUUCUGCAAGAAGUUAGGCUCACUGGGUGGGAGUUGGAUGACUAUGACCUCAGUAUCAUUAAAGGCACUUUUAAGCUAUUAAUUGAUUAAAGGAACCCAAAGCCACCAAGUACCUCAGAGACUCCUUCACUUUUAGUGGGUGAUAAAAAAAUUCUUGGAGAAAGGGACUGGAGACCGCUCAGUGGUUAUAAGCCCUGGCUGCUCUUCCAGAGGACUUGAGUUUUGAUUCCCGACACUCACAAGGUAGCUCAUAACCAUCUGUCUCUAGCUCCAGGGGAUCCAACACUGUCUUCUACCUCCCUGGGUAUCAGGCAGGCAAGUGAUACACAUAAGCAUGCAAGCGAAACACUCAUACACACACAAUAAAAUUUAAAAAUCCUUAAAAAGAAUCUUAGAGAAGGAAAUCCAACAUGGCAAAGAAGAGGGAGGGGUUUGGCCUCACCUGCACUUAGGACUAACUGGAUGUCCUUCGCCUGCUGUGCACGUUCCUGUUACUUGGCCCUAAGAAUACAGGGUCACAACCUGAUAUACUAUGCUCCUCUGUACUCAGUACGGUACCUGGCCUAUACAGAACUCAGCGAGUCCUGGAUGGAUAUGUGACAACUAAAUUACUAAUAAAUAAGCCAAAACUGUCUAGAGAAUAAGCUUCAUACGUGCUACUUAAUUACCUGGCUUACUGAAAACACUGUGGAGUGAACAGAGUACCUUCUCACAUGAGACAUUACCAGACUCGAAAGGCACGUGUUCUGUAAAACAAACACUCAUCUGUAUGUACCAGUGGUGUGUAUGCCAUGGUGUACAUAGGGGGUGUCAAAGCACAGCUUGUGGGAGUCGGUUUUCUCCCUCCUCUUCUCCUUCCGUCCAGAGGACAGAGGAUCCGGCAGACGCAAUCAUCUGUCCUAUUGCAAAAGCACAGGCUUUGUUAAAAUUAAUAAAAAGGGAGGAAUUGUAUUGGACAAAAAAUGCAGGCCCAUUUCCACCCUGUCUGCCGGUCAGAGGGUUUGGAGACUGACAGGCGUAAUUGCACCUCCUCAGUCAGGAGGUGGUUCCUGGCUCUUUUGAAAUUAAGGUAGCUCAGUGCCAUCCUGAGGGCUGGUCAGGAUAUGCAAAUGUAUUUCUGCUCCUUUCUCAGUAACUAUGAGGUCACCUAGGAAAGGGCGGUCUUCAAAAUGGUCAGCUACCUAGAUGACAAAAUGCUAAUGAUUUGAUGUUUCAGAGUAAUAAGGCCAUUAACUGUGUGAGUUAUCCUUUUGUAUCCUUUGUAUCAUGUUAAUAAAGGCUUUUGUUACCUUCUCCCCCAGUUUAGGUUGGGUUUAAAGACUGUAGAAAAAUAAACACGGGUAAAUUUCAGGAUUUCAGUCACUGGAAUGCCCUCCUG